CAACACUUACCGUCCGUGAGCGCGAUUUGUGAACGUAACGACACGGGCCGACAUACGACACGCUUCAUCAGUUUCUUUUCACUAACGACGUUUUCCGACUAUUAUCGAUAUAUCGGUCCAGUGGAAACCGCAAUUCAUAUCUGCCCUUGAAAUUGUGCACUUAUAACUAUGACAAUUUGUCAAGCGCGGAUUGAGUACUUGAGAUGGAACGACAAAAUUGCCGAUGAAUAGUUUUCUACCUCCUACAUGAUAAAUUGAAAAUUUAAAUCUGGAUGAUUUUAUUGUGGCGAGACGUUCGUCGAUCGCAUAGUUCGUUGUUCCACGUGAUGAUCUUCGAUGACAUCGUUUCUUUCACCGAUGAUUGAUCUAAAAUAGGACAAGGUUGUCUGAUGGGAACAACGUUUGACAAACAUGAUUCCCGGAAGUGGCUCGUUGUCUGUCAUCCAUCAUCAUCAAGACCCUUGUGCAGAAGUAUCUCACAUUAAAAUAAGAAUUAAUAGGAUGAGGUGAAUUCGAUUUACUUUGUAUUUCGGACAGAAAAUAAUGCCUUCGAGCGGAUCUUCUAAGGUAUCCAAGGUAGAUAGGUCCACUAGUCCUCUGCCAUGUAGGCCUGCAAAUCCUGUUCAAGAAUUAAAAGCUUUGUUUGCUGAACCGCCCAUAAGAGUUUCAAAUGGCAGUAAAGAACAAGAUUUUCGUUUCGAGGCAAUUCAAUGCUUGCAAUCGUCGGCUUUUAAAGAAAUCAAAACAUUGCCGGAUCGAGGAACGUGGAGCAGCAAGAUCGAAUUCAUCCUCUCCGUAGUAGGGUUGGCUAUAGGAUUAGGAAACUUAUGGCGAUUUCCUUACCUCUGCUACAAAAAUGGCGGUGGUGCUUUUAUGGUUCCUUAUUUUAUCGCUCUUGCACUUGCCGGAGUACCCAUGUUCCUAAUGGAGUUAUCAUUGGGCCAGAUGAUGACUAUAGGAGGAUUAGGUGUCUUUAAGAUAGCUCCGAUUUUCAAAGGCAUUGGCUACGCUACUUGCGUACUUUCUUGUUGGACGAACAUAUAUUAUAUCAUUAUACUGGCAUGGGCACUUUUUUAUUUUUUGGUCUCCUUACGAAUUGAUGUGCCAUGGAGAACAUGCGGCAAUUCUUGGAAUACACGUUACUGCCUCACUUCUUCAGAACGUUUAGAAGCGUUAUGUUGGCCCGAAGACGAAGAUACGAUAUGUUCUACUUCGAUUGGUAACUUAAGUCACACUUUGCUGAGAGAUCCAGUGAAAGAAUUUUGGGAGAGGCGUACCCUUCAAAUUUCUGGUGGUAUAGAAAGCAUAGGUUCAAUAAGAUGGGAACUAGCAGGUACUUUAGCUGUCGUGUGGAUCAUGUGUUAUUUUUGUAUUUGGAAAGGCGUGAAAUGGACUGGAAAAGUUGUGUACUUUACAUCGUUGUUUCCAUAUGCAUUAUUAGCAGUUUUAUUGGUACGGGGAUUGACCUUACCAGGAGCAAUGGAAGGUCUGAAAUAUUAUGCAACGCCAAAUCUUUCAAAACUCAGUGAUCCCGAAGUAUGGAUCGAUGCGGUGACGCAAAUAUUUUUUUCUUAUGCCCUGGGUCUAGGUGCAUUGGUUGCUCUUGGAAGUUACAAUAAAUUUAAUAAUAAUGUUUACAAGGAUGCACUAAUCGUUUGUACAGUGAAUUCAUGUACUAGUAUGCUUAGUGGCAUUGUUAUAUUUUCUGUGGUUGGUUUUAUGGCUCAUGAACAACAAAAACCUGUAGCGGAUGUAGCAGCCUCUGGUCCAGGUUUAGCUUUUUUGGUUUAUCCUUCCGCAGUUCUUGAAUUACCAGGAUCAUCAAUUUGGGCUUGUUUAUUCUUUUUCAUGCUUAUCCUUAUUGGCUUAGAUAGUCAGUUUUGUACAGUUGAAGGCUUCAUAACAGCCGCGGUCGAUGAAUGGCCGCGUCUUCUUAGAAAACGAAAAGAAUUAUUCAUAGCAAUUGUAUGCUUUAUCUCGUAUCUUAUAGGUCUUUUUUGUGUUACUGAGGGGGGAAUGUAUGUUUUUCAACUCUUGGAUUCGUAUGCUGUUAGUGGAUUUUGCUUAUUGUUUUUAAUGUUCUUUGAAUGUAUUGCUGUUUCGUGGGCAUUCGGUGUAAAUCGAUUUUACGAUGGAAUUCGUGACAUGAUUGGUUAUUAUCCAUGUUGCUGGUGGAAGAUAUGUUGGACAUUUACUACUCCAGCCAUUUGCGUGGGAGUUUUCACUUUCAACAUAAUUAAAUUCGUUCCCGUAAAAUAUCUUACGUAUGAAUAUCCAUGGUGGAGUCACGUGUUAGGGUGGCUUUGCGGUCUUUCCUCAAUGUUAUGUAUUCCCGGAUACAUGAUUUAUAUCUGGUUUACAACACCUGGAACUAUUUCUGAGAAAUUCCGAAAAUUGAUAAGAAUAGAAGAUGACGUUACCGCUUUACGAAUGAAAUUAAAUCCCCAAAAAGCUGCCGCUAUCAGUGCAGAUCUCGAACUAUAAAUGUCAUUGUAUCUUUAUUCGACAUCCAUCAAUGAUUCAAGUGUGUUCUUUGCAGUGUAUGACUGGGCAGAAGCAUGAUUUCAAAUGUUGAACAGUAUUACAUCAUAUAUUCAUACCCAUUAUAACCAUUUAUCACAAAAAAUUAACUUAGUGGUUGUAUAAAGUGAGGUAUAUUGAUAAUAAUAAAAUGCAAAAUAGUCUUAUAUAGAAAAUAUAUAAAC
Frieseomelitta varia is the source of this 2705-nucleotide messenger RNA. RefSeq names its product sodium- and chloride-dependent GABA transporter 1-like (gene Gat-1B). Gene Ontology annotation, cellular component: membrane. The coding region runs from base 544 to 2484 and encodes 646 amino acids. NCBI's taxonomy places the organism in Eukaryota, Metazoa, Arthropoda, Insecta, Hymenoptera, Apidae. The transcript has 15 exons. The record is from RefSeq and is a predicted model, not a curated record. Gene Ontology annotation, biological process: sodium ion transmembrane transport.